Ziziphus jujuba (common jujube) is the source of this 1716-nucleotide messenger RNA. RefSeq names its product 7-deoxyloganetic acid glucosyltransferase. Bases 63 to 830 code for a protein of 255 amino acids. The transcript has 2 exons. The record is from RefSeq and is a predicted model, not a curated record. NCBI's taxonomy places the organism in Eukaryota, Viridiplantae, Streptophyta, Magnoliopsida, Rosales, Rhamnaceae.
AUAUAUGAUCAAAUUCACAAAGAGGAACACAUAUUUUGGAAGCUCUUAAUGAAUUUGGAGAUAUGAUGGAGCAAGCUCAUGUAGUUCUUCAUCCCUUACCAGUACAAGGCCACAUAAAGCCAUUGUUAUGCCUUGCAAAGCUUCUUAGUGAACCUGGCCUUUAUGUCACCUUCCUCAUAACCCACCACACUCGCAACCACUUACCAAACCUCUCAUCCCUCUCCACCCACUUCCCAAAUCUCCAUUUUGAAUCCAUCUCCGAUGGCCUGCCUGAUGAUCAUUCUCGUGAACCUUCUUCCGAAUUCUUCUCCCGAAUUAAGACCAAAACCAAGCCACAUCUCAAACAAUUUCUCCUUAAUUCUCUUGGAAGGAAAUCUAUGUCGUCUUCUCCUCCGGUCACUUGUAUUAUAACAGAUGAAUAUUUACCUUAUACACGUGAAGUAGCAGAGGAAUUGGAGAUUCCUACAUUUGCAUUUGUUGGGCAUAGUGCUUCUUACUUGUUGGCCUACUUGAGUGUCCCUAAGCUCAUCGAACAAGGUCACCUUCCUUUUCUAGGUGAAAACAAGAAUCAUGAAAUCAAUGGUACUACUGUGCCUGGACUUGAAGGGCUGUUGCGACCCAAAAAUUUACCUCCUUUCUGUUUGUCCAACUAUAUACACCACCCUCUAGUCCAAUCACAUCUCGAUCAUAUAUUCGGCAUGAAUGGAUCUUCUGGUCUCAUAAUCAACACCUUUGAAGAUCUUGAAGUGAAAAGCCUCCGUUAUGUUGCUAGACACUUUUCACAAAACUUACAUAGUUGGGCCUCUUCAUGCAUUGAACUUGAACUCUAAAUCUGAUCGAAACUCCCAUUUGUUAGCUUCCCAUGCCUCUCAUUGGGAAGCAGAUCAAAAUUGCCUUGCCUGGCUUGAUUCACAGCCUUUGAAGUCAGUUCUAUAUGUUAGCUUUGGGAGUCUUGCCCAAGCUUCAAUUUCUCAAUUGUCGGAAUUUUGGCACGGUUUGGUCAAUAGUGGACACCCUUUCUUGUGGGUCCUAAGACCAGAUGUUAUAUUAUGUGAAGAAGGAGAGCAUGUGAUUGUUCCUCAAGAGCUUCAAAAGGGUGCAAAUGAAAAGGGACUUAUAGUUGAUUGGGCUCGACAAGAGCAAGUUUUGGGCCAUGAUUCUAUUGGUGGGUUUUUGACCCAUUGUGGUUGGAACUCCAUCUUAGAAAGCAUUGUGGCUAGAAUUCCACUGAUCUGUUGGCCCCAAACAAGCGACCAAAAUAUUAAUGCUGAUCUUGUUAGCAAUGUGUUGGGAGCUGGGCUUGAAUUGGAAGCUUGUGAUAGGUUGAUCGUACGAAGGGCUGUAGAAAACUUGAUGGGAAGUAAAAGGGAGGAACUUCAAAAUUCAAUUGAUAGAAUUGCAAAAUGUGCUCAAGAUGUUAUUGGAGCAGGUGGGUCUUCUAUUCACAAUUUGGGAAUCCUAGUUGAAGAUAUCAAGAAGAUAAAACUAGAGAGCCAAAAUGUGGAAUAAUCAAAUGCUUGGUGUUUGGUUGCUACUUUAUUUGGAUAUUUCGUAAAUUAAGUUGUUAAUUAGUAGGUCAUGUAGAUUUAUAAGUAUACCAACCGAAUUUCUUGAUUUAUUUAUAUGGACGAUCUUGGAAAAAUAAUUGUUAUAUAGUUUUAUAAUAUGAAUAAUUCUAUUAUAAGUUUUACUUUCUGAAAUAUUGACCAUAUUAGU